AUUUUCCUCUCCUCCCCCCCACAAUAAAUUCUUCUUCCUCCUCUUUAAAGUCUUUUACCUCUUCUUUUUCACUGUCACUUUCAUGAUCUUCCAGCACUUUGUCUUUCUUCUUACGUCGACGUUUUCUAUCCGUCUUCUUCCCACGUAAAUUUAACUCAAAUCAACGUCUUUGAUACAAACAGAUCGUUGUAAAACGUUGAUUCGAUAGUAUGGCGCCGCUUCUUUUAAGUUUGAUAAAAUACAAGUCAUCCAUUUUGGGUAGUCCACAUCAAAGUGACUUAAGGAGAUGAAAUGCGAGCGCUUCGUUGCCUCACGUUUUUCGCAAAGAAAAGCAUGACGAGGAUCAAGAUCAGAUCUCCAUCAAUUUAAGCUGCAACGUGGCGAAGAUGACCAAACUCAUAAGGAUUACGUGUGGUCUAUUCCAUAAAUCAAGGUUAAAAAUUAAGUGUUGGAUACAUCAGGGUGCGUACCAUAUUUUUGUGUACAUAUAUUGUCCCUCACAGAAAUGAGCUGGAGUCUCCAGAUAUGAUGUCAGGUGAACAAGAUAUGGGCGACUAUAUGCUGCGGUAUUCACGGCUUGAUAUGGCGGAAACCAGACAGAAUGGCUUAGAGUCAUGGUCUCCAGGUCAAAGCGUUCUGAACACAGAAAACUCUAGGUCAGAAGAAUGUUCGAAAACAUUUCGCAUUAUAUAUGUCAAUCAUGAUAUUCGUCUUCGGCACCCUCAGUCCCUUCGUCAAUUUUCUACUCUUAUUAAAAAUCGCGCAUCACACGACGCUGCUGAAUCGAACAGGACAUUUCUUGACUUUACAAAGUCAUGGCUGUUCAUGCCAACAACCAUCAUCAUUUUCUUAUACCUCUUCCUUCUUAUGGAUAUUUUGCUCUCUUUAAGGCUCAAAAUCUCGACUUCUCAAGGACCACCCUGCACCAACUAGGACUCGACCCUUUUCACAAGAAGUUCAUUGGUCCUUUUUCGCGAAAGCACAUUUUUUUGCACAUGGCGAUGGAGAAACACUUAAGGUGUAAAUAUUUGUGAAUUCCACAGAUAUAACAUAUAACAUAAACAGAUACCAUGACGCUGGUUGGUUACUCAUCUUGGUCGAGGCUCCUCGCCUCUGCAACACCUACAGAGCAUCAGCUUAUAUUGUCCACCGCCUUAUCACCCCUG
This is a messenger RNA of Plasmopara halstedii, 1166 nucleotides long. RefSeq lists its product as uncharacterized. Bases 526 to 933 code for a protein of 135 amino acids. Lineage: Eukaryota; Oomycota; Peronosporomycetes; Peronosporales; Peronosporaceae. The transcript has a single exon. The record is from RefSeq and is a predicted model, not a curated record.